AAAACAUGGUGCUUUUUGUUUCUGCUGGAGUGCUCAGUCAGAGAGAUUCAGUUCAGCACAAUAUCAAUCAUUACAAAUUCUUCCCCGAAAUUCAAGACACAUUAAUCAAAACAAAUGGAACUCAAGAAAAAUGAAAACUGGGGGGGGUGAAUAAACAAAUACAUGAUUGAGUUGAAAACAUAAAAAUAUUUAUUAAAAUACCAAAAAUAUUAAAUAGAAACAUUCUGAUGUAAUGAUUUCUGAUACAGUUCAAACUUAAAUAAAGAAUGUAUGGUCACAUAAAAUGUAAGUAAGUAUAUCACCUUUCACCUAAAGUUUUCCAGUUAAAUGCAAAACCUUCCUCUUUACCCUAACUAGGUAGAUAAUUAUAUCACUCUGCAUAGUCAUGUUAGGAGUUUAAUUUUCAAGCUAAAUCAAAAUCACUUAAAAUGUCAAUGAUAGUUUAAAAUUUAAGAAUAGAAAUUUGGACAUAUCAAACUCAAAAUUGAUGCUUUAUUGAAAAAAACUAAAUGUCUUUAAAUUGCUAUAACAAACUUUAUAUGUUCAAAAUUAGUUAACAAAAAUAAAAGAGGACAAAUUUCUGCAUUCUUCAACCUCCAAAUUUCUAAUAUCUUUAUUCUAAGAAACUGCAGCUAUUGUAGUGAUAUUCCUUCAAUCCUGAAAACACUCAGGAAGCAAUUUUUUUUAAAUGUUUUACCUUGGCAGGAACUUUAGAUCACAAGUCAAAGGUAUCUCUUCUAAACUUGUAAAGAAAGUAAACAAUCUACCAAGAGAACAAACAGCUCCCAAUAGAUACAGCUCUUACUGCUUCCUCCCCUUAUUUUGUUUCUUUUAGUUAGAGAGCCAUGACAAAGGAAAAACAAAAUAAUUUCAGAUUUAUAUUUCUGUUGCUUCUUUUUUCUUCCUUCCAUUUUGUUCAUUGCAUAAAACAAAUUGAUUAGGAGGUUCUCUUGCUGGGCUUCAAAUAUCAUUAAUAUGUAGAUGACUUCCAAGUAGCUAUCCCCCACUCCUGUCUGACUUCUAAAUUCUGGUCUUAUUUAUUCAAAUGUUUACCUAGUAUCUCCACUUGAAUGUCUAAUGGGAAACUCAAAUAUAAUACGUUCAAAACUAAAUUAUUGGUCAACUCACUUUCCCAUCAAAACUCAAGUUCCCCUUUGUUGAAUAGCAACAUCCUUACACUCUAAUAGCCACCCCAAAAGGCAAACACUCAUCCCUGAAUUCCUCCCUUUUCCUCAUUGUCUGUUCCAAUAUCUCUACAGGUACUAAGCAGUCAAUGUUUAUCUUUCACUGGUUCAUACCCUCCUUGAAGCCAAGAACCAUAUUUCUUGGAUCUGUUAAAUCCCUAGGACCUUUAAAGAUUUUAAAACAAAUAAAAUUACCUAUAUAACAGCUUCUUCAUUUGCUAAGCAAAUGAUUACUUUUACAUACCUACAUUGCAAGUGAUACUGGCACUUCACUGCAUUGAAGAAGUCACUAGAUCUUGAAAGAUAAGCUCUAUUGUAUCCUUCCUCCCAAUUGUUAAAACCCACAGCAGAUAUACAUGAAGAGUGAAUGUUGAUUUAAACUGUGAACUUUAGUUAAUAAUAAUGUAUUAAUAUUAGCUCAUCAAUUGUAACAAAUCGACUACAGUAACGCAAAAUGUUAAUGGAGAAACUAUACAGGAGAGAAGGGAUAUAUGGAAACUCUCUGUACUUUCUGUUCAAUUUUCUUUAAGUCUAAAACUGUUCUGAAAAUAACAUAUAAAAUAUGUCACAGAAAAAAUAUUUCUCUCAUUUUAUGCCAUUGUAUUCUCAAGACAUCUAGAGACCCAUUUUUUCUCCAGUCCCCAAUGCCUUGUCUUUUAAUACCUAACUUUUUAUUUAAUAUUUUAUCUAUUAGCUGAGUAUAUUUCAUUUCCCUUCCCACAAGUGAAAAUAGAUAAUAUAUAAUGCUGGCUUCAUGAAGACUUAUGAAGAAAUCAAUUCUAUGAAAUAAAAAUAUUUCUGAAUGAGUUUAUUACAACUGAGUGGGGAAUUUGAGUGUCAUUUCUAGAGAAUUUGGUCCAUAUAAAUUCAGUCUUGGCAGCUAGCCAUUAGGGGUUUUUGAACUGGCAUAUUUGAGAAGUGUUCUAACUUCUCAGUGGAAUAAAGAAGAGGGGAAAGAACAUUAUAGAAUGAUUCUUUUCUUUAAUAAAUUUCCAUAUAAAAGGGUUUUGAAAGUCUGGCCUCAAGGUAAUUCCAGAAAUAGAUUUCAAAGACUGCGACUCAAGUUUCUGUGUUAUAGUAAGCUUAAGUUUUAUAAAGUGUCAAAUUGAUGAUCAGUUAUAUGGAAGCCUCUAUUUAUAAUAGUAUAGUCCAUUUUUAUACUACUUUUAAUUUGCAAAGGUGCUUUCAUAUAUUAUCUUAUUUGGUAUUCAUAGUCAUCCUGGGAAAAUUGUAGAACAGAUGCUAACUCCUAAAUAGAUAACCACAAUUUCACAAAGUAAAGAAAAAGAAAUGCAUGGAAGUAUCCUCAGUCCAAUUUUAUCAGUCCAUUUUCUAUUGCUUCAAAACACCUGCAACUAGGUAAGUUAUAAAGACAAGAAAUUUAUUUCCUACAGUUAUGGAGGCUGAGAAGUCCAAGGUUGAGGGGCCAUAUCUGGUGAGAGCCUCCUUGCUGGUGGGGACUCCGUAGAGUCCUGUGGCAGCAGCAACACAGGGCGUCAUGUGGUGAAGGGACUGCGUGUGCUCGGGUGUUUGCUCAGGUCUCUCUUCCUCUUCUUGUAGAGCCACCAGGCCUACUCCCAUGAUAACCCAUGAAUCCAUUAAUCCAUGAAUGGAUUAAAAUUCAAUCACCUCUUUAAGGUCUCCUCUUUAAAUACUGUCAUGUUAGGGAAUGUUUCCAACACAUGAAAUCUGGGGGACACAAGAAAACCAUAGCACCAAUGUUAACCAUUUAAUAGUAAUUCUUGUGCUUCAAGAUUUUUUUUUUUUUUUUUUUUGAGACGGAGUCUGGCUCUGUCGCCCAGGCUGGAGUGCAGUGGCGCGAUCUUGGCUCACUGCAAGCUCCGCCUCCCGGGUUCACGCCAUUCUCCUGCCUCAGCCUCCCGAGUAGCUGGGACUACAGGCGGCUGCCACCAUGCCCAGCUAAUUUUUUUUUUUUUGUAUUUUUUUAGUAGAGACGGGGUUUCACCGUGUUAGCCAAGAUGGUCUCGAUCUCCUGACUUCGUGAUCCGCCCGCCUCGACCUCCCAAAGUGCUGGGAUUACAGGCGUGAGCCACCGUGCCCGGCCGCUUCAAGAUUUCUUAAUGAAGGUAGUUGCAUCGAUGUUCAUAGGUGUUUAAAAUUAUCCAACUGCCAUAGAGCUAAAUUCUUUUUUGGAAAAUUGAACCGAACUUCUACUGAAUACAAGAUGAAAAUGUGGUUGCUGGUCAGUCAUCUUGUGAUAAUAUCUAUUACUACCUGUUUAGCAGAGUUUACAUGGUAUAGAAGAUAUGGUCAUGGAGUUUCUGAGGAAGACAAAGGAUUUGGACCAAUUUUUGAAGAGCAGCCAAUCAAUACCAUUUAUCCAGAGGAAUCACUGGAAGGAAAAGUCUCACUCAACUGUAGGGCACGAGCCAGCCCUUUCCCGGUUUACAAAUGGAGAAUGAAUAAUGGGGACGUUGAUCUCACAAGUGAUCGAUACAGUAUGGUAGGAGGAAACCUUGUUAUCAACAACCCUGACAAACAGAAAGAUGCUGGAAUAUACUACUGUUUAGCAUCUAAUAACUACGGGAUGGUCAGAAGCACUGAAGCAACCCUGAGCUUUGGAUAUCUUGAUCCUUUCCCACCUGAGGAACGUCCUGAGGUCAGAGUAAAAGAAGGGAAAGGAAUGGUGCUUCUCUGUGACCCCCCAUACCAUUUUCCAGAUGAUCUUAGCUAUCGCUGGCUUCUAAAUGAAUUUCCUGUAUUUAUCACAAUGGAUAAACGGCGAUUUGUGUCUCAGACAAAUGGCAAUCUCUACAUUGCAAAUGUUGAGGCUUCCGACAAAGGCAAUUAUUCCUGCUUUGUUUCCAGUCCUUCUAUUACAAAGAGCGUGUUCAGCAAAUUCAUCCCACUCAUUCCAAUACCUGAACGAACAACAAAACCAUAUCCUGCUGAUAUUGUAGUUCAGUUCAAGGAUGUAUAUGCAUUGAUGGGCCAAAAUGUGACCUUAGAAUGUUUUGCACUUGGAAAUCCUGUUCCGGAUAUCCGAUGGCGGAAGGUUCUAGAACCAAUGCCAAGCACUGCUGAGAUUAGCACCUCUGGGGCUGUUCUUAAGAUCUUCAAUAUUCAGCUAGAAGAUGAAGGCAUCUAUGAAUGUGAGGCUGAGAACAUUAGAGGAAAGGAUAAACAUCAAGCAAGAAUUUAUGUUCAAGCAUUCCCUGAGUGGGUAGAACACAUCAAUGACACAGAGGUGGACAUAGGCAGUGAUCUCUACUGGCCUUGUGUGGCCACAGGAAAGCCCAUCCCUACAAUCCGAUGGUUGAAAAAUGGAUAUGCGUAUCAUAAAGGGGAAUUAAGACUGUAUGAUGUGACUUUUGAAAAUGCCGGAAUGUAUCAGUGCAUAGCUGAAAACACAUAUGGAGCCAUUUAUGCAAAUGCUGAGUUGAAGAUCUUGGCGUUGGCUCCAACUUUUGAAAUGAAUCCUAUGAAGAAAAAGAUCCUGGCUGCUAAAGGUGGAAGGGUGAUAAUUGAAUGCAAACCUAAAGCUGCACCGAAACCAAAGUUUUCAUGGAGUAAAGGGACAGAGUGGCUUGUCAAUAGCAGCAGAAUACUCAUUUGGGAAGAUGGUAGCUUGGAAAUCAACAACAUUACAAGGAAUGAUGGAGGUAUCUAUACAUGCUUUGCAGAAAAUAACAGAGGGAAAGCUAAUAGCACUGGAACCCUUGUUAUCACAGAUCCUACGCGAAUUAUAUUGGCCCCAAUUAAUGCCGAUAUCACAGUUGGAGAAAACGCCACCAUGCAGUGUGCUGCGUCCUUUGAUCCUGCCUUGGAUCUCACAUUUGUUUGGUCCUUCAAUGGCUAUGUGAUCGAUUUUAACAAAGAGAAUAUUCACUACCAGAGGAAUUUUAUGCUGGAUUCCAAUGGGGAAUUACUAAUCCGAAAUGCGCAGCUGAAACAUGCUGGAAGAUACACAUGCACUGCCCAGACAAUUGUGGACAAUUCUUCAGCUUCAGCUGACCUUGUAGUGAGAGGCCCUCCAGGCCCUCCAGGUGGUCUGAGAAUAGAAGACAUUAGAGCCACUUCUGUGGCACUUACUUGGAGCCGUGGUUCAGACAAUCAUAGUCCUAUUUCUAAAUACACUAUCCAGACCAAGACUAUUCUUUCAGAUGACUGGAAAGAUGCAAAGACAGAUCCCCCAAUUAUUGAAGGAAAUAUGGAGGCAGCAAGAGCAGUGGACUUAAUCCCAUGGAUGGAGUAUGAAUUCCGCGUGGUAGCAACCAAUACACUGGGUAGAGGAGAGCCCAGUAUACCAUCUAACAGAAUUAAAACAGACGGUGCUGCACCAAAUGUGGCUCCUUCAGAUGUAGGAGGUGGAGGUGGAAGAAACAGAGAGCUGACCAUAACAUGGGCGCCUUUGUCAAGAGAAUACCACUAUGGCAACAAUUUUGGUUACAUAGUGGCAUUUAAGCCAUUUGAUGGAGAAGAAUGGAAAAAAGUCACAGUUACUAAUCCUGAUACUGGCCGAUAUGUCCAUAAAGAUGAAACCAUGAGCCCUUCCACUGCAUUUCAAGUUAAAGUCAAGGCCUUCAACAACAAAGGAGAUGGACCUUACAGCCUAGUAGCAGUCAUUAAUUCAGCACAAGACGCUCCCAGUGAAGCCCCAACAGAAGUAGGUGUAAAAGUCUUAUCAUCUUCUGAGAUAUCUGUUCAUUGGGAACAUGUUUUAGAAAAAAUAGUGGAAAGCUAUCAGAUUCGGUAUUGGGCUGCCCAUGACAAAGAAGAAGCUGCAAACAGAGUUCAAGUCACCAGCCAAGAGUACUCGGCCAGGCUCGAGAACCUUCUGCCAGACACCCAGUAUUUUAUAGAAGUCGGGGCCUGCAAUAGUGCAGGGUGUGGACCUCCAAGUGACAUGAUUGAGGCUUUCACCAAGAAAGCACCUCCUAGCCAGCCUCCAAGGAUCAUCAGUUCAGUAAGGUCUGGUUCACGCUAUAUAAUCACCUGGGAUCAUGUCGUUGCACUAUCAAAUGAAUCUACAGUGACGGGAUAUAAGGUACUCUACAGACCUGAUGGCCAGCAUGAUGGCAAGCUGUAUUCAACUCACAAACACUCCAUAGAAGUCCCAAUCCCCAGAGAUGGAGAAUACGUUGUGGAGGUUCGCGCGCACAGUGAUGGAGGAGAUGGAGUGGUGUCUCAAGUCAAAAUUUCAGGUGCACCCACCCUAUCCCCAAGUCUUCUCGGCUUACUGCUGCCUGCCUUUGGCAUCCUUGUCUACUUGGAAUUCUGAAUGUGUUGUGACAGCUGCUGUUCCCAUCCCAGCUCAGAAGACACCCUUCAACCCUGGGAUGACCACAAUUCCUUCCAAUUUCUGCGGCUCCAUCCUAAGCCAAAUAAAUUAUACUUUAACAAACUAUUCAACUGAUUUACAACACACAUGAUGACUGAGGCAUUCGGGAACCCCUUCAUCCAAAAGAAUAAACUUUUAAAUGGAUAUAAAUGAUUUUUAACUCGUUCCAAUAUGCCUUAUAAACCACUUAACCUGAUUCUGUGACAGUUGCAUGAUUUAACCCAAUGGGACAAGUUACAGUGUUCAAUUCAAUACUAUAGGCUGUAGAGUGAAAGUCAAAUCACCAUAUACAGGUGCUUUAAAUUUAAUAACAAGUUGUGAAAUAUAAUAGAGAUUGAAAUGUUGGUUGUAUGUGGUAAAUGUAAGAGUAAUACAGUCUCUUGUACUUUCCUCACUGUUUUGGGUACUGCAUAUUAUUGAAUGGCCCCUAUCAUUCAUGACAUCUUGAGUUUUCUUGAAAAGACAAUAGAGUGUAACAAAUAUUUUGUCAGAAAUCCCAUUAUCAAAUCAUGAGUUGAAAGAUUUUGACUAUUGAAAACCAAAUUCUAGAACUUACUAUCAGUAUUCUUAUUUUCAAAGGAAAUAAUUUUCUAAAUAUUUGAUUUUCAGAAUCAGUUUUUUAAUAGUAAAGUUAACAUACCAUAUAGAUUUUUUUUUACUUUUAUAUUCUACUCUGAAGUUAUUUUAUGCUUUUCUUAUCAAUUUCAAAUCUCAAAAAUCACAGCUCUUAUCUAGAGUAUCAUAAUAUUGCUAUAUUUGUUCAUAUGUGGAGUGACAAAUUUUGAAAAGUAGAGUGCUUCCUUUUUUAUUGAGAUGUGACAGUCUUUACAUGGUUAGGAAUAAGUGACAGUUAAGUGAAUAUCACAAUUACUAGUAUGUUGGUUUUUCUGCUUCAUUCCUAAGUAUUACGUUUCUUUAUUGCAGAUGUCAGAUCAAAAAGUCACCUGUAGGUUGAAAAAGCUACCGUAUUCCAUUUUGUAAAAAUAACAAUAAUAAUAAUAAUAAUAAUUAGUUUUAAGCUCAUUUCCCACUUCAAUGCAAUACUGAAAACUGGCUAAAAAUACCAAAUCAAUAUACUGCUAAUGGUACUUUGAAGAGUAUGCAAAACUGGAAGGCCAGGAGGAGGCAAAUAAUAUGUCUUUCCGAUGGUGUCUCCCAAGUGUUGGUGCUUUGGGUUUUUAUAAGUUGUGAAAAGGAAGAUGCACAUUUCUUCAUUCUCCAUGGUGUGCAUGGAAAUGUGUUUGAGUGUGGAUGUAAAAGAAAUCGAGUAAUAAAGAAUUAGCUGGCUUGUGAAAUAGUGCAGUGUUGGAUGCUUCAAGAGGUAUAAUCCUAUUUUAUUAGCACAAACUUGCUAGCUAAUUAGAGUUUAUCUUUUUAGAAAGGACACCGUAUAGGUUCGUAAAAAAUAUUUACAGGAAGCAAAAUAGAUCUAUUACUACUUUACCGACUUUACCCCCUUUCUUUAAUUUGUAUAAUUUUUGUACUAUAUAUCGAUGUGUAAAUGUUUAGAGUCUUCAUUAUGAAAAUAUCAAUAAAUAUUUCAUUAGUUUACAUUUAACUCUGGUAUAAAAUGAAACUUUUAAAAAUAAGUGAAAUGGAUGAUUUCCCAGUGGAAGUAUGUCAACAGUCUUAAGAUCAUUGCCAGAUUUCAUAAAAUAUUUAAGUAUUUGAAAAAGAAACAAAAUGUCUUCAUACUUUAGGGAAACGAAUACCCUGUAUACCUUCUGUACAAAUGUUUGUGUUUUCAUUGUUACACUUUGGGGUUUUACUUUUGCAAUGUGACCCAUGUUGGGCAUUUUUAUAUAAUCAACAACUAAAUCUUUUGCCAAAUGCAUGCUUGCCUUUUAUUUUCUAAUAUAUGAUAAUAACGAGCAAAACUGGUUAGAUUUUGCAUGAAAUGGUUCUGAAAGGUAAGAGGAAAACAGACUUUGGAGGUUGUUUAGUUUUGAAUUUCUGACAGAGAUAAAGUAGUUUAAAAUCUCUCGUACACUGAUAACUCAAGCUUUUCAUUUUCUCAUACAGUUGUACAGAUUUAACUGGGACCAUCAGUUUUAAACUGUUGUCAAGCUAACUAAUAAUCAUCUGCUUUAAGACGCAAGAUUCUGAAUUAAACUUUAUAUAGGUAUAGAUACAUCUGUUGUUUCUUUGUAUUUCAGGAAAGGUGAUAGUAGUUUUAUUUGAUACUGAUAAAUAUUGAAUUGAUUUUUUAGUUAUUUUUUAUCAUUUUUUCAAUGGAGUAGUAUAGGACUGUGCUUUGUCCUUUUUAUGAAUGAAAAAAUUAGUAUAAAGUAAUAAAUGUCUUAUGUUACCCAAGAAAGAA
Homo sapiens (human) is the source of this 8806-nucleotide messenger RNA. It is a transcript of the gene CNTN1, whose product is annotated as contactin 1. Gene Ontology annotation, molecular function: carbohydrate binding. Gene Ontology annotation, cellular component: presynaptic membrane; plasma membrane; postsynaptic membrane. Bases 3370 to 6426 code for a protein of 1018 amino acids. Lineage: Eukaryota; Metazoa; Chordata; Mammalia; Primates; Hominidae. Gene Ontology annotation, biological process: central nervous system myelin formation; locomotory behavior; myelination. The transcript is spliced from 24 exons. The record is from RefSeq and is a predicted model, not a curated record.